AUGACGGGCCCCGCCAGGAGCCGCCAAGACGCGGGGGAAGAUAGUCACGAACUGAAGAACAAGUUGACUCAGAAACGCAGAACAAAAAUGAGAGUUGCCCUCAUACUGGUAUGGACAACUGUGUCCCUGAGUCGCUCCGGGCGAGCGGAACAUGACGGUGGACAUGGGACACGGCUGCUCGAACACGGACACCAUGGUCACUAUACCAGACACGGGUCAGGACACGGCCGCAAUUAUGAUGUCAGUAAAGCUGGAAAAGAGACCGAGGGACACGCAUAUAGCAGCUACUCUGCACUUGGUGAUGCUUACAAUCCUGGAGGACACGCAGCUACCGACGGAUAUGGUCACCACCGCGGACAUGGGCGUGUCACAGGCUACGGGGAACUUCCCGCUAAGGGAGACGACUACAGGACGUCGGGCGGAAGAGGUCACGCAGGAAUGGAAACUCAAGAUUACUCUAGUGGCUCGGACACUGACUACCUUUCAGCGUACCGUGUGGUACUUGCCGGCGAAUAUGGCAAGGAACAUAGUGGGAGCCAAAGUAGUGGAUAUGGCAACAGUUAUGGCAAAACCCAUGAUAAUAUUUACAAUUUUGGGCAGGAGGGUAGCCAUGACAAAGGACAACACAGCAGUCGCGACGAUAUCUAUGGCAGAACGAGCGUUAACAAUCAUUUCAACUAUGGCAAGGGAGGGUGUAGUGGUAGUUUUUUCACAGGACAUUCUAAUGGCAACUUGCAUAGCGAUAUAUAUAAUGUCUAUGGCAUCAGCCAAGGUAAGAGUCCUAUAAAAAGCAUUGGAUAUAUGCAUACGUAUAGCUGUGGGGGAUAUUGGAAAGGAAUUCCUUCUCCCUAUAAGUAUGGACAUGGGAAUGGUGGUAAUUAUGGAUAUAGAAACAGCUAUAGCAAAGGAAAGAGUUAUAGUGGGAGUAUAGGACACGGUGGAGGUUACAGUAACGAUUAUGGACAUGGUGGUGCCUAUAAUCACGAACAUGGGCAUGGAGGUGGUAGUUCUAGCUAUAGUACAGGCUACGGGCACGGUAGCAAUUUAGAGCAAGGUGGUGGACAUAGUAGCAGCAGUUCAGGACAUGCCCAUGGAUAUGGCAAGCAACAGGGACAUGGUAGCAGCAGCAGUUUAGGCCAUACUGGUGGAAAUGACAAGGGACAUGGAUAUGGUAGCAGUAGUCUAGGGUAUGGUGAUGUAUAUGGCAAGGAAUAUGGACAUGGUAUCAGCAGUUUUGGACAUACUGGUGGAUAUAACAAUGGAAAUGUACAUGGAAGCAGCAGUUUAAAGCAUGGUGAUGGAUAUGGCCAGCAACAUGGACAUGGAAGCACCAGCAGUUUAGACCAUGCUGACCGCUACAGUAGCCAACAUAGACCUGUCACCAGCAUGGCACACGGCAGUAACUACCAGGAAUAUGGAUAUGAAAAAAACAUUGCCAAGGGACAAGGGUAUGACCAUUACUCUGGAUAUGGUCAUGACAAUGACAAGUUAAACGAACAAAUGACUAUGUCUGGCUACGGUGAUUGA
Molecule: messenger RNA, 1527 nt
Organism: Procambarus clarkii (red swamp crayfish)
Lineage: Eukaryota; Metazoa; Arthropoda; Malacostraca; Decapoda; Cambaridae
Source: RefSeq, a predicted model, not a curated record